Panonychus citri (citrus red mite) is the source of this 1393-nucleotide messenger RNA. RefSeq lists its product as uncharacterized. NCBI's taxonomy places the organism in Eukaryota, Metazoa, Arthropoda, Arachnida, Trombidiformes, Tetranychidae. The transcript is spliced from 6 exons. Bases 106 to 1302 code for a protein of 398 amino acids. The record is from RefSeq and is a predicted model, not a curated record.
CAUCAACAACUUGUUGACUACAAUUCUCUUGAUUAUUUUGUUUUCUUUUUUUAUUUAAUUGUUGGCAUUUUAAUUUAAAAAGCUUAGGACAGUUAGAGGACUAAUAUGAAUCUAAAUGAUUUAUCUGAUGAUUGUUUACUUUUGAUUUUUGACAAAUUUUCUGAUCUUGGUUCGUUUCCGAAGUUAACAAAAGUGUGUAAAAGAUGGAAAAAAUUGGUUCAAAUAAGACUACGCAAAGUUACCUGCUUAAAAUAUAUUGCUCGUCACUCGCUAAGUAACUAUUGUUUCAAGAUUAAAUGGUAUGGUAAAUGUAUUCUCUCUAAUGACCUCGUGCUUCUUGAGAGUAUUAAACUCUCUCAAUUUCUGCCAAAUGUUAAGAAAAUUAAAUUCUCUGAUACACGUGAUGAGGUACAAAACUUAUGCUCAGCAUUAGCGAAUUUACUUGCCACUGGAAAUCCAAUCACUCAACUGAUCUUUACAUGUUCUUCUAUAAGAUUUUCGCAUUCAUGUCCAAUCAUAGAGAAUUUGCUUCAAUUCAUAAUACCCUAUUUGGAAGAUAUUGAACAUUUAACAACUAAUGUUAAUCUUCUGGUGGAAAAUUAUUUUCAAGCUUAUGGUAAUCACAACAAAUUGAAACGUCUUGGUAAUCGUAUGGAUUUAUCAAUAGAUUUGUCCCAUGUUUUAAAUUUCGCCGAUUCCAUGACCAAUCUUAAACUACUCUUCAUCAAUACUUUGUACCAAAAUAGAGAGCAUAAUCGUAUUUCAACCUACGAUGGACCAAUUUUCGAGAAGCUUGAAUCUCUCUAUAUCUUUAAUGGUAGUAGGCUAUGUUUUGUCACUCGAAUUCUAGACUUUUGUCCAAAUUUACGAAAUCUCACUCUGAUUCUUCCUAAGUGCACCGAAAGAAUCCAAAUAGAUAGUGACAUUAAAAACGACAAUUUACAAGGAUUAUUUAUCAAUCUUGAUCAUUCGUAUGGAUACGAUAUAAUUCCAAUUGUGGAAAAAUUUCCUAAUGUUCGAUAUCUUAGAAUCGAUGGAACCUUAACGGAAUCACAAUUAACCAAUAUAAUCGAACUACUGCCUCAUUUAUCAGUAUUGGUGAUUGAUAAUGGACUCGGCCACUCGCUAACUAUUGACAGUUUUAAUCGAGUCAAAACAUUUUGCCGAUCAAACAAGUUAAACAUCAAUUUUUUCUAUCAAUGUAGUUGCCCUGGUUUAGAAAAUAACGAACUUCAUAAAAAGUUUCGAAACUCAUUUAAACGUAUAAACGUUAACAAUAAAGUUAACAAUUUUAAUCAAUAAAUUGUUGUAUCACAAUUAUCUUGUAUUGAAUAACAAUUUGAUUCAAUAACAUAUUUUCAACCUGAAAAUUAAACUUCAAGCUAAUUAUUGA